UUUUCAAUUUUAUUUGCGGUCGCUAGGGGUUUAUUCUGGGAGAGGGUAGAGAGAGAGAGUGAGAGGGAGUAUUUACAAGGGAAUUAUGGGGGAGUCGAAGCGUGAUAGCAGUAUGAGAUGCCAUCACUGCGCAGGUCCCCUUUCCAAGGAGAUGGAAACUAGUCAGUGGACUGUUCCACCUCUUAUCAGGGAUAGCUUUUCCAUGAUUGGCUCUGCUGUUGGUGGUACAACUAGUGCAUUUUAUGGAUUCAACCACGUGAUGCCAAUAGUCCGGAGAUGGGUAAAAGGCCCUAUGUGGUUGCAUUUUCUCAUUGGUGCACCACCUGUGAUAGUAUUCUCUUCCGCUUGUGCAGGAUUGUCAGGUGGUGCUGUUCCCGCCCUAGCCCAACUUGCUUCUUCAUCUUAUCAUGCAGCAGUCUCAACUCCUCAAUUGCCUCCACCUUCGCAAGAUGACACGCUGCACGAUUCCCGAACUUCCUCUACCCUGUAAUAAGAUCUGCUUUCUUGUUAUCUGCGAGUCUGAGAGAGGAGUCAAGUACACGUGGAUGCCCACUUUAGUAAGGUGCCUCGCGAAGUUCCAUAAGCAUGCAUCCGUGUGCUCUUUUGAUUAUACAGAAUACUAAUAUUUAAUUGGGUUAAAAAUUUUGUUUGAUAA
This is a messenger RNA of Carya illinoinensis, 655 nucleotides long. RefSeq lists its product as uncharacterized. The transcript has 6 exons. The coding region runs from base 86 to 490 and encodes 134 amino acids. NCBI's taxonomy places the organism in Eukaryota, Viridiplantae, Streptophyta, Magnoliopsida, Fagales, Juglandaceae. The record is from RefSeq and is a predicted model, not a curated record.